AUGCUCUCCCGCAUUGUGACUACCCUCACCUUCAAUGCACUCCUUGGAUUUUCCAGGGCUACCCUUCUCAAUAGCACCGACUGCGCUGAUAUCCACUUCAUGCUGGCCCGCGGCACGACUGAAGAUUAUCCGGGUACAACCUACUCGAUGGCGGAAUUGGUUGCCGAGAACACCACUCUAAGCACCAAUUACGAGAAUAUCAUCUACCCCGCCGUCAGCGAGACAGAGUCAGACAGCUAUUUCAUUGGCCGGGCUGCAGUGGGCAGUCAAGUCAAUAGAUACGCAGCGGACUGUCCUAAUUCGAGGAUUGUUCUGAUCUCCUACUCCCAAGGUGCUAUGAUUGUGGGAGACGCCCUUGCAGGCGGGGGUGGCGAUUCGACGCUUGGGAACGCGACUCAGCCCUUGGUUUCGGAGGACGUUUCGAAGCACAUUGCUGCUAACGUCUACUACGGAAACCCGCGCCACGCACCCUACCAACCCUACAACAUGGGCAACAACACUUGGAACGUUACAGGAAAAUAUCCUCGUCUCGAUUAUCAGAUCAAGUACCUGCACGAUCGUUACCGCCAUGUUACUGCGGAUUGGUGCAAUGAUGGCGAUGGAGUUUGCUCUCCUUCGGAGGGUGCUGAUGCCCUGUCCCUUCACAUGGCGUAUGCAAACGACUAUGAUCCGAUCGCGGCGGCAUGGAUUCUUGAGAAGCUCAGAGCGUAG
Aspergillus welwitschiae is the source of this 711-nucleotide messenger RNA. Its product is annotated as Alpha/Beta hydrolase protein. Gene Ontology annotation, molecular function: hydrolase activity. The transcript has 3 exons. The record is from RefSeq and is a predicted model, not a curated record. The coding region runs from base 1 to 711 and encodes 236 amino acids. Lineage: Eukaryota; Fungi; Ascomycota; Eurotiomycetes; Eurotiales; Aspergillaceae.